Durotheca rogersii is the source of this 2406-nucleotide messenger RNA. RefSeq names its product ras GEF. Gene Ontology annotation, biological process: positive regulation of GTPase activity; Ras protein signal transduction. Gene Ontology annotation, cellular component: plasma membrane. Gene Ontology annotation, molecular function: GTP binding; guanyl-nucleotide exchange factor activity; GTPase activity. Lineage: Eukaryota; Fungi; Ascomycota; Sordariomycetes; Xylariales; Xylariaceae. The record is from RefSeq and is a predicted model, not a curated record. The transcript has 4 exons. The coding region runs from base 1 to 2406 and encodes 801 amino acids.
AUGGAGAGUAUUAACAUCUGUGUCAUAGGGGCCAAUGGGGUCGGUAAGUCUCACUUCAUACAGAGGGCGAUGUCCUUGCCGCGUACCCCGGGCCCCAAUCCUACGACGGCACGCAUCAACAUUGACAAUAUACCUUACGCCGUCACCCUGUUCGAGUUGGAUCUUGAGUACUUCGACGUAGAUCCCGACCGCCAGAUCCAAUGGCCAAAACAGAUGGGCGGCGCUAUCCUACCUCGUGUGAACGGCGUCUUGCUCUUGUACGAUGUGACAAAUCGCGAUAGCAUCAUUGAGCUGCCUCAAACCUUGAACGCUCUCGUGAACUCGUCGUUGCCGGCGGUUCUUGUCGCGACCAAGUGCGAUACCCCAGAAAAUUUGCGACAUAUCGACACCGAGGCCGUUUCUCAAGCAUGCCAGUCAUGCCUCGCAACCUUUAAGACGUCGACUAAUAAACCCGAGAGCGCGAGGAUAGCCCUAUCCACCCUCUUGAAGGCGCUAGUACUAAGGAGUCAGGAAGGCGAAGGUGCAGAAGGCUCGGGGCCGAGACGCAGAGCAGCUUCGGCCGCCCAUCUGGACGCUCAACUAGAGCAGACCAACCCCAGACCAUUAAGCCAGCAUAGCAAACACAGCCGCGCCAGCUCAGAUAUGUCGUUACUUCGAGGCUUUCCCCCUCCGUCUGGGUCCGAUUAUCGGCACUCAAGAUCGCCUCGUGUUGACUAUACGGGAACCCAUGUUACGGGUCAGUUUCCGGAGGCAGCAGAAGACGAUUCGACUCCGGCCGGCAUAACGCGCGCCCACACCUCGAGACUCGAUCGUGUUCAGAACACGGCUUCGUUCCUCGAUAUUGAAGACUCGGACGGGGAUUCCUUGCGAUAUACCGACGAUAUACCCUUACUGCAGCGGACCGACGAUUCCGUAUUUGAACGGCCCGCGAAGAAACUGGGCCUCACUUUUGACGAGUUAGUCGACCGCCUUAUCGGCCCAAAGAUGUCAAGGUCGGACAUCAAUUUUCUGGAGAUUUUCUUGUGUCUAUACCGCAAAUUCUCGACUCCGGGACACCUCCUCUCAUCCCUCCUGUCACGGCUAGAUCGUAUCAGGGACGACAAGUCGAUCCAUUUCCUCACCAAAACGUCUUCACAACUUCGAAUUAUCGAGGUAAUUGCUAAGUGGGUCGGAACCUACCCGGCAGAUUUUGCACGACCAGCAACGAGAAGGCAUCUGGAAGACUUAAUAAGAAAUCUAUCCAACGAACCAAUAUACUCGGCUGCCGCCCAGCAGAUGCGUAAGACCCUCGAGUGCAACGUCCUUGAGGUCGACGACACCGGCUGGGAGACUGCUGACAGCUCUGAGGAGACGCUGGUGGAUGAUAACGAGGUCACCACGGUCCCGUCCAAGGAUUCUAACACCAGGCGCUACGCUGACCUGUCGGAAAGCAUGAGUUCCCUGGGCGUGGAUGAGCCAGUAGAACGGCGACCUUCGGCGAGCUCAUCCCUCCAAACGGAUUCCGGGGCACACGGAAAGAUGCACUCAUUUCAAUUCCAUUCGUAUGAGGAUUACGAACGAGAGGCGGCGACGAUGGUGCCUACCUAUACCCUACCCCUGACGAAAUUUCGAUAUCACAUAUUCAUGGACACGGCAAAUGAUGAUAUCGCGGAUGAGAUGACACGCAUCGAUUGGGUCAUGUUCUCUUCAAUCCGCAUACGUGAUUUGAUUCGGCACGUUAGCCUGUCUACGGAGAUGAAGGAGAAGUGCAAAGCCAUGAAGAACGUGAACCGCAUGAUCGCGCAUUUCAACCAUAUCGCGACGUGGGUCUCCAACAUGAUCCUCAUCCGAGACAAGGCCAAACACCGCUCCCAGAUUCUGGAGAAAUUCAUGAAUAUCGCUUUGAAGCUCAGGCAGCUGAAUAACUACAACGGGCUCGCGGCCGUGUUGGCCGGCAUCAACGGGACGGCCAUCCAUCGGCUUUCCCAGACGAGGACGCUCGUGCCGACCGACGUGCAGAAGCGCUUUGCCAGGCUGGUGCUGCUGAUGGGAACGCAAAAGAGUCACUUCGCCUACCGAUUAGCCUGGGAGAACUCGCCACUGCCACGCAUCCCUUUCGUUCCGCUACACCGCAGGGACCUGGUUUCAGCCGAGGAGGGUAGCAUGACGCUCGUGGGACCCCAGGGAGACCGAAUUAACUGGAAGAAAUUCGAGAUCUUGGGAGAAAUCCUCCUGCCCAUCAUGAAGAGCCAGGGGACGCCGUAUCCGAACCUCUCGAGGCACGAUACGGCAAGGGAACUUAUCUUAGACUGCUUGAUGCCGACUGACGAGGAGGAUAUUUACCAGCGCAGCGUCCAAGUAGAAUCCCCCAGCGGCGGUGCAGUGGACACCGGGAAGAAGAAGUUCCCCUGGUUCGCGAAAGUGUAG